Messenger RNA from Mesorhabditis belari, 2031 nucleotides. The record is from the annotation of a GenBank genome assembly. Lineage: Eukaryota; Metazoa; Nematoda; Chromadorea; Rhabditida; Rhabditidae.
AUGGCAAGCGGAAGUUUCGAGACCAUUUUGGAAGCCGUGGGUAAAACUCCUUUGGUCCGCCUCAACAAAAUCCCCAAAGAACAUGGAAUCAAAGCAAACAUUUAUGUGAAAUUGGAAUAUUUGAGUGCUGGUGGGUCGGCUCAGGAUCGCUUGGCAAAGAGGCUCAUUGAGUUAGCCGAGUCUCGUGGUUUGAUCCAAAAGGACACAACUCUCAUCUACAGCGCUUCGCACAAUGUCGCUCUCGGAAUGGCGCUUGUUUGUGCUGUUAAGGGAUAUCGACUGAUCAUUGUAACACCUGAGCGAGAGGAAAGGGACAUCGACACAAUGCUCACCGCUUUAGGAGCUGAGGUUCUCCGCGUCAACAACGGAUCAGUUUGCUCGAAGGGUUACGCAAAGAGCUUGAAUCUUCCGAACAGUUUCCUCUUAAAUACGCUCGAAAAAGAAGCCGCUGCCGAGAUCAUUGCCUACAAUUCGGCUGAUGAGAUUUUCUCGGCUUUGAAUAAGGUUUCAAUGGUUGUUGUCCCACAUGGUCAAGGAGGUUCAUCGAUCGCUCAAAAGGCUCCAUCUGGAACACGCGUGGUUUCAGUCACAACUCUUCCUGAUCACAAAGGAGGAAAUGGUUUGGAGCGUUACCCUUUCUUGGAGCUUGACGGAAAGCAAGAGAAGAGCGAUGUUAGCUCGAAGGAAGCCUUCUUGAUGGCUCGUCGCUUGAUCCGUGAAGAAGGAGUGAUGACAGGACCGGCUGGAGGAGCUGGAGUGACGGCUGCUCUUCAAUUGGCAACGAAUUUUACUGAAAACGACAAUGUGGUGGUUGUACUUGGAGAUGGGAUCAGAAAUUACAUGAACAAGUUUGUUGAUGAUCAAUGGCUGAAAGAAAGAGGGGUCAUUCUAGACAGUGUCAAGCCGACUGUUCAUCCGGAAGAAAAAUACGAUCCAGAAGUUGUGAAGAAGUAUACACCGACAACGCUCGCCGGUUAUUGGUCAAGAGAUGUGGAUGGGAAAUUCACGAACUGCAGCAACAAAUUCAAGGCAUUUAGAGAAGUCCGUCCAGCAGUUCUUGACAAUGUGCUCGAGGCGAUCGGCAACACUCCAUUGGUAAAACUUCAAAGAAUUCCAAAGAUGUACGGAGUCAACUGCAACAUCUACGCGAAGUGUGAGUACUUCAAUGCUGGUGGAUCGAUCAAGGACAGGAUUGCUGUGAGAAUGAUUGAGUUGGCUGAAGAGAACGGGCUUCUGAAACCCGGGAUGACAAUCAUUGAGCCGACCUCUGGAAACACCGGAAUUGGACUGUCAUUGGCUGCAGCUGUGAAGGGAUAUAAAUGUAUCAUUGUGAUGCCGGUGAAGAUGUCAAAAGAGAAAGCUCUCGCUAUGGAGGCUCUUGGAGCAAUCAUUGUUCGUACCCCGAAUGAGGCAGCUUUUGACUCUCCCUUGUCUCACAUCGGAGUGGCCCUUCGACUCCAAAAUGAAAUCCCUGGAGCUAUCAUUCUUGAUCAAUACCGAAACAUGGGAAAUCCCCUCGUUCACUAUGAGCAAACAGCCGAAGAGAUGAUCCAUCAAAGCGGUGGAAAGAUCGAUGCUGUCGUUGUUGGAGCUGGGACUGGCGGAUCGGUGACUGGAGUCGGCAUGAAGAUUAAAGAUGCUUUGCCCAACUGUAAAGUGAUCGGAACGGAUCCAAUUGGAUCCAUCCUCGCCGAUCCAUCACAAACGUGGACCAAGUUUUAUGAGGUUGAAGGAGUUGGUUAUGAUUUCAUUCCGGGUACCCUGAAGCGAGAUGUUGUUGAUACUUGGAUCAAGACUGGAGAUAAGGAUUCAUUCGAAGUGGGACGAGCUCUCAUUCAAAAGGAGGGACUUCUCUGUGGUGGCAGUUCUGGGGCAAAUGUUUGGGCAGCUUUGCAGGUUGCAAAGGACAUGCCUGAAGGAUCGAAUAUUGUUGUGGUGUUGCCCGAUGGAGUGAGGAACUAUUUGUCGAAGUUUCUUGAUGAUGAAUGGUUGGCCAUCCGUGACCUCAUCCCCGACAAGAAGAUGUGCUGC